This is a messenger RNA of Ricinus communis (castor bean), 911 nucleotides long. RefSeq lists its product as uncharacterized. Lineage: Eukaryota; Viridiplantae; Streptophyta; Magnoliopsida; Malpighiales; Euphorbiaceae. Bases 42 to 713 code for a protein of 223 amino acids. The transcript is spliced from 5 exons. The record is from RefSeq and is a predicted model, not a curated record.
ACAAGAAAGUGGAAGAAAGAUCCCUCCCGUUCUUAAAGUUCAUGUUGGGAGAGAACUUAUUGUGGGCCCUAAACCCUAUUCAUAUAUUUAAGAAGGUUAUCACCCCCCAUGCUAUACCAUUCAUUCACAAGCUCAAUCUUAGAUUCAAGUUUUUAAGAGAUAGAGAGAAGCUAAAAGAAAAAAAAAACCCACAUUCUGUACUUGAACUUAGUCCUUGCCAAAUCUUCUUAGUAAGAUCUUUUCUCAAAAUGAGGCCUUUUUUAGUUGUUUCUCUUCUGUUUUUGUCAACUCUUCUUGUUCACCAGGCUAAAGGAAUUCGCUUGGAAAAGGGAUUUAUGCAAGUUGAGCAUCAAAAACUCCAUGAUAAGGAAGAGAAGAGUUCGUUAAUAAACAGAAGUACUGGUGGUAUUGGAGAGGUUAUAAUCUGCAAAGAAGGACAUUGCACAGGAAUGAAUAGAAAACUGACUACUGUGAUUACCUCUGCUACUUCUACUUCUACCACCAGCACCACCUCCAAGAACAAGGAAAAUGGAGGAACUAAAGCUAACCCAAUGACAAAGGGAAUAUCAAGUAACGGAGAAGUUGGUGAGGAACAUGAGAAAUUCACCAUUAAUUCUUCACCAAAUUCUGAGCAUCAGGAGGUGACCCAUGAUAGCUUUGUCGACAUUAUGGACUAUUCUCCAGCAAAGAGAAAGCCUCCGAUACACAACUAAUGUUUGUAGUUACAAAAUUAGCAGCCAGCAGCUAGCGAGCUAGAGGAAGAAACCUUUUAGGACAAUAAAAAAAAAAAAAAAAAAGGAUAAAAAGUUUAACAGCAUUACAGAAAUGCUGCAGUUUUUUAGGACUAGGAAUGAGUUUCUGUACAUAGUUUAUUCCAUUAUCAUAGUAAUUUGAUUAUUUUUAUACUCUGA